CAGAUCUUCAUGCACAAAUCUGCGAUGCAGAUGCAUGCUCGGGAGUUGACGGGAAGAUCCGAGGUGAAACCACACCAAUGCCAGCAGUGCCUCAAGUCUUUCAGCAGUAACCACCAGCUGGUCCAGCAUAUCCGGGUGCACACCGGAGAGAAGCCGUACAAAUGUUCCUACUGCGAUCGCAGGUUCAAGCAGCUCAGCCAUGUCCAACAGCAUACCAGGUUGCAUACAGGUGAGAACGUUUUCAUAAAUGCAUGACUUAGUUGAAUUCACAACACAAAAGAGCCUGGUGACUACCAAUACGUGAAGCCUACA
Messenger RNA from Acanthoscelides obtectus, 312 nucleotides. NCBI's taxonomy places the organism in Eukaryota, Metazoa, Arthropoda, Insecta, Coleoptera, Chrysomelidae. The record is from the annotation of a GenBank genome assembly.